Molecule: messenger RNA, 6153 nt
Organism: Oryza brachyantha (malo sina)
Lineage: Eukaryota; Viridiplantae; Streptophyta; Magnoliopsida; Poales; Poaceae
Product: protein ROS1C-like
Exons: 20
Coding region: 345-5756 (1803 amino acids)
Biological process (GO): base-excision repair
Molecular function (GO): DNA N-glycosylase activity; DNA demethylase activity; 4 iron, 4 sulfur cluster binding
Source: RefSeq, a predicted model, not a curated record
CUCCCUUUCCAAUGUGCAGUGCGAGUGCGAGCUGCAGGUAGGCGUCGCCUCCUUGCGCGCGCGGCCGGCGAGAAGGCGCAGGCGCGGUGUGUACGGCGUCCUCCCCUGGCCGAUUCCGCCCGUAGCCCCCUCCUCUGUGGUCUGGUGCGGCCUGGCGUCGUCGCGCUCACGGCCGGCGAGGAGGUUUGGAGGUGGAUCGACGCGGCCGGCGGCCUCGUUCCAUCUGCCUCCGGCUCUCGGUUCGAAUCGAAGGCACCUUCUGUUUCCAACAAAAAAAAUUGGGGUUCAGUUGAACCACGGUGAUCACUUUAAUCAAGGUUGUGGAAGAAGCAAGUCAAGCAACGAUGGAUCCCUCAGGGCUUAACCCGCAGGCCAGUCCUGCUGAGAACCAGGAGAGCUCGACCUCCGGCGUGCCAGUUGGGAGGGGCACCCCAAAUAUGGGUGCUGGGGCAGCCGCCAUGGCAGUCGGCAGCUGCUCGUCGUCGACAUUGUUCCCAGGAUCAUCCUUGUCGUCGACGGCGUUGCUACAUGCCAUGCACGAGGGUUCCUAUCCGCAGGCAGUCUCGGCGGGUUCCAUGAGCGGCGUUGUUGAGCAACAUGCUGCCCCUCCCGUACGGCCACCCUAUAACCUUCCUGCAGGAUGCACGCAGGUGCCGAUAGGUAUCCUGGUGUUCCACAGGAGGCUGACGGGAAGGGGCUCUAGGCGUCAGUUGCCACAGUCUCGUGGUUUUACGCCAGCGCCUGCCCUGUCAGGUGCUUCAAAGGGUAAUCUCUUGUCGCUCGGAAGUGCAUCAGAAGUUUUUGCAGGUGAUAUGGCAACGGAUCGUUCAGAACUAGCCACUCCAUAUGGGUACAAUUCAGAGUAUUCACCCACACAUUUUCAGUCAAAUGGUUUAUAUACGGAAGCUUCCAAGACUAAAAGUGAAACAGAAGCUAGCCAACUGCAACAAUCAGCAGCAGCACUUAUCUGUGACAGCCGCAGUAAGUUGAAAUCAGUUAUUCCUGCAAACACAGAGAAAAGUCAAUGUCAAAACCCUAAAGAAUCAACUGACUUGGCUGUAGAGGGUUCCACUGAUGAUAACAUCCACAACUACUAUCAGAUAACAAAAAGGGCCGAGACAAAAAUCAAUCACAGUGAUAACACAGACUUGUCAACACCGUCUGGAUCUGUAUGCAAGGAAAAAACACUAACUCAGAUAGAGAUACAGAUUGCAGGUGCUGAGAAAACUGAAGCAUUCAACAGCAAGGAUACCCCGGCACAAAAGCCAAAGACUCGGAGGAAAAAGCAUAGACCUAAGGUAAUCCGUGAGGACAGGCCAGCCAAAAUGCAAAAGACCACAGUUACAGCAUCAAAAGAAAAAUCUCUAAAUCAGAAACCGAAAAGAAAAUACGUACGGAAGAAAAGAAAUCUCAGUUCUUUGGAGAAAUCUGCAGAGCCUUUCAGUGACCAUUUAGUUUCUAGAGAAGGAACUGCUGUUAGAAGCAGCAUUUCGUCAGUUCGAAGAAGAUUGCAAUUCGAGUUCGGGGAGCACGGAGGACAGGGGAACCAAUCAUCAAUGGCCAACUCAUGGUACCAAAACCAGGAGAAACCUGUUAAUUCUCAGAGUUCUCUUUGCUCAGUGACUAAAUCAUCUAUGCAGAUUGAACAUGCGCAGCAAGUACACACAGUGAAUUCACCAGAAGGAUUGUUUUUUGGUAUCAACUCCAAAUUGAACAAAAUUUUAGAUGAGUACAUACAUUUGCCUGAGGCUGCACCAAAGCCUACACAGGAAGUCCCACUGGCUGCUUCUGAUCAUGUCAGCAAGGAAAUAGAGAGGAAACAAGAUGGUGUGCGACACACUCAUGAUCCUGAUUCUACAAGUUGUAAUAUAGAAAGGAGUGGUCUAAUCAUAACUGAAGGGAACACAAAGGACUUAGACCUAAACUAUUCUUACACAGAUGGUUUUCAAAUGUAUUGCUCGGCUAGCUCGUUACCGGUAGACUCCACAAAGGGUCAUAUGACUAUGAUGUCGAAAAUGGACAAGAACCAUACACGAUAUUAUGGAGGUGAGUCCUCCCUAUCUGGCACACAAAACUCCAUUAUCAUGAGAACAGCAGCUGACAUGCUAGCAGUCUACCAAGCUUGUCAGAUUAAAAAGAAGCGAUCUGCCCGAAUCCGCAGGAAUUCCUUUCUUUCUGUUAUGGAUCUUGAGAAGAACACUUCACAAGAAUCAACAAGAUUGCCACAGUCAUGCAUGGAGGCACUGUAUGAGAGUUCAUAUAUAAAAUUUAUGACCAAGAAACGCUCACAGAAGGCACGGCUAAACUCUCCCAAUUACAUCCAACCAAAUAGAGAUCAGAAAAACAGGUUUUCAUCUGGAACCAUUUUUUCUGGUGGACUCAGUGCAUCAAAAAGAUCAGAGGAAACUUUCCAGCAAACUUUGCCUCGGAUUCCAGAUGAUAAAAGGGUCAACCUUGAUAUUCAUUGUGAAUUAUCAGGAGAAAGCUCACCAAAUACAUCAGCGUUACCAUAUAUGGAUUAUCUUCAAGGAGUAGCAUCAAAGUUGAAAUAUCUUGAUUUGAAUACUGAGCAGGUUCAUAGAACUGAGAUGCAUUUGUCUCAAACCAUGCCCUCUCUUUCUUCUUUAGGAGCAACAAAUUGUCUGGCAAAUGCUCUAGUACCAUAUGUUGGUGGGGUGGUGGUUCCAUAUCAGACACAAUUUCAUUUAGUCAAGAAGCAAUGCCCUCGAGCUAAGGUUGACUUAGAUUUUGAAACAACAAGAGUUUGGAACCUUCUGAUGGGUAAAGCAGCUGACCCUGUAGAUGGAACUGACGUUGAUAAAGAGAUGUGGUGGAAACAAGAAAGAGAAGUUUUUGAAGGCCGUGCUAAUUCAUUUAUAGCACGCAUGCGCCUAGUUCAAGGUGACAGGCGCUUCUCUCCUUGGAAAGGAUCAGUAGUGGACUCUGUAGUAGGAGUGUUCCUCACUCAGAAUGUAGCUGAUCAUCUUUCCAGCUCUGCAUAUAUGGCCCUUGCUGCAAGUUUUCCUCCAGGGUCAGUCAAAAGCAAUUGUAAUGAUGGCAUUGCCAGUCAGGACAACGAAAUUGUUAACAUGAGUGCUGGAGACAAAAAUACAUUGGAAUUCUUUUAUAAUGGGUCAAGACCAGAUAUAGGAAUAAGCUUUGAGGAGCUCUCAAUGGCCUGUGAAAAGAUCCACAUGGAAUCAAAGGACAAUCCUAAUGUUAAUGAGUUAACUAAAGGCGAAAAUUAUUCUCUUCAUUGUAAAGAACCAACUGGAAGUUUUUGUAACCACGAGACAGGGAUAGAUCAUAAAGCAAAACUUUGUUUAGAUUUCUCCUCAGUAGAAUUUACAACAUCGAUGAAAAACCUACAAGGGACACAGUUCCAGAAGGAAAUAUCACUGUCCCAGAGUGUUGUAACUUCAGAGUCUAUUAUUCAACCAGGGUUACCUUUGAGUUCGGGGAUGGAUCAUGCACCUAGAAAUUUUAUUAGUAGCAUUAGUGAUGCAGCCUCUCAGCAGGUGGGAAGCAAUUUUGAUGAUGGAAAGUCAUUAGCAGGAAAUGAAGUCACAGGCAAUGAAACUAAGUACCAAGGAAUCAAAACAACAACAACAAAUAACUGUGCUGUAGAUGAACCUGGGAUUCCUUCUGAUUCCAAUAUGUAUCCAUUUCUCUCAGCUAUUGAUUGUCAACUAGAUGAGAGGAAUGAGACACAUGUUUCUUCUACCUCUCCUAAUAGUUCUAUUGGUUCUGCAUCAUCAAACUUCAAAAUUGGCACAAUAGAGGAGAACAGUUCUCUUUUCAUGCCAUUUGAUGCCCAUCUAGCACAGAGGAAUGGAAAUAUGAUUGUUGACAGAAAUCUUAGCUCACAACUAACAAGUACAGAGCUUCGAGUCAACUUAUUACACCAUGACAAAAGGAGUAAUUUUGAAGCAUCAGAGCUGCAUGACCAUGAAUCGCUGUAUGCCACUGGUGGAGCAAUACCGGAAACAGCAACCAAAGCAGAUGAUUCAACCUUAAAAUCUAAUUUUGCUUCUUUUAAUGGCUUACCAGACACAACAGCACAGACAUCAAAACCAAAGAAAUCAAGAGCCACAAGUAAAAAGAACAGUGAGAAUUUUGACUGGGAUAAAUUGCGAAGACAAGCUUGUAGUAAUUAUCAGAUGAAAGAACGAAUUUUUGACCGAAGGGAUUCUGUUGAUUGGGAAGCAGUAAGAUGUGCAGACGUACAAAGAAUUUCCCAUGCCAUUCGAGAACGAGGAAUGAAUAAUGUUUUAGCAGAGCGGAUCCAGAAAUUUCUGAAUCGUUUGGUCAGCGAUCAUGGGAGCAUUGAUCUUGAGUGGUUAAGAGAUGUUCCCCCGGACUCAGCAAAGGAUUACCUGCUUAGCAUACGUGGAUUGGGGCUCAAAAGUGUUGAGUGUGUCCGCCUUCUAACAUUGCAUCAUCUUGCAUUCCCAGUUGAUACUAAUGUGGGUCGUAUAUGUGUACGGUUGGGAUGGGUGCCAAUUCAACCCCUUCCUGAGUCUCUUCAGCUACACCUUCUGGAGUUAUACCCUGUCUUGGAGACCAUACAAAAGUACCUCUGGCCUCGUCUGUGUAAACUUGAUCAACAAACGCUAUAUGAGCUACAUUAUCAGAUGAUUACUUUUGGAAAGGUGUUUUGUACCAAAAGCAAGCCGAAUUGCAAUGCAUGUCCAAUGAGGAGCGAAUGCAAGCAUUUUGCAAGUGCCUUUGCAAGCGCAAGACUUGCACUUCCUUCUCCCCAAGACAAACGGUUAGUGAAGCUGAGCAAUCAAUUUGCUUUCCAGAAUGGCACAAUGACUACACCGAAUUCAACUCCUCUGCUUCACCUUGAGGGGAGUAUGCACGCAACGGAUGUUCAUGCUAAUAACAUGAAUCCAAUAAUUGAGGAGCCAGCAAGUCCAAAAGAGGAAACAGAAAUUUUAGAGAAUGAUAUUGAAGAUUUUGAUGAAAAUACUGAUGAAAUCCCAACAAUAAAACUUAACAUGGAAGCUUUUGCUCAAAACUUGGAAAAUUGCAUAAAAGAAAGCAAUAAAGACUUCCAAUCUGAUGAUAUUGCAAAAGCAUUGGUUGCUAUCAGCACUGAAGCAGCUUCAAUUCCUGUACCUAAACUAAAGAAUGUGCAUAGACUUCGGACAGAACACUAUGUUUACGAGAUUCCAGAUUCCCAUCCCCUCACGCAACAGCUAGGCCUUGACCAACGGGAGCCUGAUGAUCCAAGUCCUUACCUGUUGGCCAUGUGGACACCAGAUGAACUAAAGGAUACAAGUGAGGCACCAAAACCAUGCUGCUAUUCGAAAACGGAAGGUGGCUUAUGCAACAAUGAGAUGUGCCACAACUGUGUAUCUGAACGAGAAAACCAAUCUAGAUACAUCAGAGGCACCGUUCUGGUUCCUUGCCGAACAGCCAUGAGAGGUAGUUUUCCACUCAAUGGCACUUACUUUCAAGUUAAUGAGGUUUUUGCUGACCAUAGAUCUAGCCACAACCCCAUAAAUAUCCCAAGGGAGCAGAUAUGGAACUUGCAAAGACGUAUGGUUUACUUCGGGACUUCAGUGCCAACCAUAUUCAAAGGUCUAACAACAGAAGAAAUACAGCAGUGCUUCUGGAGAGGAUUUGUUUGUGUGAGAGGAUUUGACAUGGAGACGAGGGCACCAAGGCCUCUAUGCCCCCAUUUCCACCUUGCAGCAAGCAAAUUGCGAAGAUCCUCGAAAACAGCAGCAACUGAGCAAACACACUGAUUUCAGAAAGGGCAUAUCAGUUCUAUAAAUAAUGUUGAUGGUGAUUACAUCAGCUCUCGGUCUGUGCAUGGGUCAUACUAGUUCCUGCAGGAAGAUAGCAAUCCUUCUAGGAAAUAAACAGUGGAGUGGGAACAGUUGAUUUUAAGAUGUAGGAGCCAAUUGGGCACGAGAAAGCACCAAUAUUUCGUAUGCACCUCUGGUGCAGGUCAGAUGUGAAUCAUCAUCUAUCAGCUAACCUGAGUGUAAAAUAUCAUUCCGUUUCUUUUUUCUUUUUGAGUUGUAUCUGAUUCACCUUUCAUUUGUUUUACCCAUUCAGCUAGCUUGACAAGAGAUGUUGUCAAUGUAAUGUUAUCUUCUUCUUGUGUUAUACCAUUGGUUCUCAUAACAGGUUAGCUUU